CCCUCACGGGCCCCCCGGCGGCGGCAGCGGCAGCGGCGGAGCCCACCGCCCGGGCCCCGAUGAGUAACUCCCGGAACAACCGGGUGAUGGUGGAAGGCGUCGGGGCCCGGGUAGUGCGCGGCCCGGACUGGAAGUGGGGGAAGCAGGACGGCGGCGAGGGCCAUGUGGGCACCGUCCGGAGCUUCGAGAGCCCGGAGGAGGUGGUGGUGGUGUGGGACAACGGCACCGCCGCCAACUAUCGCUGCUCCGGGGCCUACGACCUGCGCAUCCUGGACAGCGCGCCCACCGGCAUCAAGCAUGAUGGAACCAUGUGUGAUACCUGCCGCCAGCAACCAAUCAUUGGCAUUAGAUGGAAAUGUGCAGAAUGUACAAAUUAUGAUUUGUGCACAGUUUGUUAUCAUGGAGAUAAACAUCAUUUAAGGCAUCGCUUUUAUAGAAUUACUACACCAGGAAGUGAGCGGGUUUUGUUAGAGUCUCGUAGAAAAUCUAAGAAGAUUACAGCAAGAGGAAUCUUUGCAGGUGCCAGAGUGGUACGAGGAGUGGACUGGCAGUGGGAAGAUCAAGAUGGAGGAAAUGGACGAAGGGGAAAGGUAACAGAAAUCCAAGACUGGAGUGCAUCAAGCCCACACAGUGCAGCCUAUGUUCUCUGGGAUAAUGGUGCUAAGAACCUUUAUAGAGUUGGCUUUGAGGGCAUGUCUGAUCUGAAGUGUGUCCAGGAUGCCAAAGGAGGUUCUUUCUACAGAGAUCACUGCCCUGUGCUUGGUGAGCAGAAUGGCAACAGGAAUCCUGGUGGAUUGCAGAUUGGUGACCUGGUGAAUAUAGAUCUUGACCUAGAAAUUGUACAGUCUUUGCAGCAUGGUCAUGGAGGAUGGACUGAUGGAAUGUUUGAGACUUUAACUACAACUGGAACUGUUUGCGGCAUUGAUGAAGAUCAUGACAUUGUAGUACAAUAUCCAAGUGGCAAUAGGUGGACAUUUAAUCCUGCAGUUCUCACUAAAGCAAACAUUGUCCGAAGUGGAGAUGCUGCUCAAGGUGCAGAAGGGGGUACCUCGCAGUUUCAAGUGGGUGACCUUGUACAAGUUUGUUAUGAUCUGGAAAGAAUUAAACUUCUACAGAGAGGACAUGGUGAAUGGGCCGAAGCAAUGCUUCCAACUUUAGGCAAAGUUGGCCGAGUACAACAAAUCUAUUCAGACAGUGAUUUAAAGGUGGAAGUUUGUGGAACAUCUUGGACAUAUAAUCCGGCAGCAGUUUCCAAGGUGGCAUCUGCAGGAUCAGCCAUUAGCAAUGCAUCUGGUGAAAGACUGUCACAACUCCUGAAGAAAUUAUUUGAAACUCAAGAAUCUGGUGACCUCAAUGAAGAAUUAGUUAAGGCAGCUGCUAAUGGAGAUGUUGCUAAAGUGGAAGAUUUGCUAAAAAGACCAGAUGUGGAUGUAAAUGGGCAGUGUGCUGGCCAUACAGCUAUGCAAGCUGCUAGUCAAAAUGGACAUGUUGACAUUUUGAAGUUGCUUUUGAAGCAAAAUGUGGAUGUAGAAGCUGAGGAUAAAGAUGGAGAUAGAGCAGUUCACCAUGCAGCCUUUGGAGAUGAAGGUGCUGUUAUAGAAGUACUACACCGAGGCAGUGCUGAUUUGAAUGCCCGCAACAAGCGCCGACAGACACCACUUCAUAUUGCUGUUAAUAAAGGUCAUCUUCAAGUAGUGAAGACUUUAUUGGACUUUGGUUGUCAUCCCAGUCUCCAGGAUUCUGAAGGUGAUACCCCUCUUCAUGAUGCAAUAAGUAAGAAACGUGAUGAUAUUCUGGCAGUUCUUUUGGAAGCUGGAGCAGAUGUUACCAUUACAAACAAUAAUGGAUUUAAUGCUCUACACCAUGCUGCUCUAAGAGGAAAUCCCAGUGCAAUGCGUGUUUUGCUCUCUAAAUUACCCAGACCAUGGAUCGUGGAUGAGAAGAAAGAUGAUGGUUAUACUGCCUUGCAUCUGGCUGCUCUGAACAAUCAUGUAGAAGUGGCUGAACUGUUGGUACACCAGGGUAACGCGAACUUGGAUAUCCAGAAUGUGAACCAGCAGACUGCCCUCCACCUUGCUGUUGAACGACAACACACCCAAAUUGUUAGGCUUUUGGUGCGUGCAGGUGCCAAGCUAGACAUUCAGGAUAAGGAUGGGGACACUCCUUUGCAUGAAGCUCUGAGGCAUCACACUUUGUCUCAGCUACGUCAGCUUCAAGAUAUGCAAGAUGUAGGGAAGGUGGAUGCUGCCUGGGAACCAUCGAAAAAUACAUUAAUAAUGGGACUUGGUACUCAAGGCGCAGAGAAGAAGAGUGCAGCAUCUAUUGCCUGUUUCUUGGCAGCCAAUGGCGCUGAUCUCAGUAUUCGAAAUAAGAAGGGUCAGUCCCCCCUUGAUCUCUGUCCUGAUCCAAGUCUUUGCAAAGCACUGGCAAAGUGUCAUAAGGAAAAAGUCAGCGGUCAAGUGGGUUCUCGGAGUCCUUCUAUGAUUAGUAAUGAUUCUGAAACCUUAGAAGAAUGUAUGGUAUGUUCAGAUAUGAAGAGAGAUACUCUUUUUGGCCCAUGUGGGCAUAUUGCAACCUGUUCUUUAUGUUCUCCACGAGUCAAAAAAUGCCUCAUCUGUAAAGAACAAGUUCAAUCCAGGACAAAGAUCGAAGAAUGUGUGGUGUGCUCUGACAAGAAAGCAGCUGUGCUUUUCCAACCUUGUGGACACAUGUGUGCUUGUGAAAACUGUGCUAGCCUGAUGAAAAAGUGUGUGCAGUGCCGCGCAGUAGUGGAGCGAAGAGUGCCUUUCAUCAUGUGCUGUGGAGGGAAGAGUGCGGAAGAUGCUAAUGAUGACAUCUCAAGUGGGAAUAUUCCAGUGUUACAGAAGGACAAGGACAAUACCAACGUCAAUGCAGAUGUGCAGAAGUUGCAGCAGCAAUUACAGGACAUCAAGGAGCAGACAAUGUGCCCUGUGUGUUUGGAUCGUCUGAAGAAUAUGAUUUUCCUCUGUGGCCAUGGAACAUGCCAGCUCUGUGGAGACCGCAUGAGUGAAUGUCCCAUAUGUCGCAAGGCUAUUGAACGAAGGAUUCUUUUAUACUAACUGAGAAACACAGCGUGUUUUGUUAACUAAGAAGUAUCUGGUCAUGAGAUCUCAGUAAGCUAGUUGGAAGUUGUAAUGAAUUAAUUUCUGGUAUCAUAGUUUCUUUACUAGAGUGUAAUUAGACUGCAAAUAUAUGAACAAAACUACAAAGCAGUAUUUUGAAAGGGUGUGGGGUUUUUUUUGUUUUUGCUUUUGUUUUCCUUUUAAAUUUGAAACAUCUAAUCCAUGUAAUUCAUAGGUAAUUUGCUUUUGACUUCUAAGGGGAAAAUCCUUUAAGGAUAUCCUGGGGUGUUUUUUAUUGUAUUUUCUCUUAUAGUUUAUAAAUUUGUUAAGACCUCAAAAGACAUAAUUCCUUGUGAUCAGUCAGCUAUUAGUAUAUCAUGAUUUUACUCAGUGAAUUGAUACAGAUAACUCUAAAAAGUCAUUCAUGAAAUGAAAGGGGCAAGUCAAAUUAUUAUGUAAAAUAUGUGAAGUGCUAAAAUUGUGGGACAAGUUCCAGAUAGUUAAAGGGAUGUUGAAGGGAAAUUCUUUUUUUAAUAUAAUAGGAAAAUAUCCAAAUGUUUGUUUCUGAAUUCUUAGAGUAAAUGGAAGCAUAGAAUAAUAAGAAAAUAAUGACUUUGUAUUUGGUUUAUUUUGUAGAUUUAAAAGGAAAAUAGUUUAACUUGAAUUAAAUUACUAGUUUCAAAAUGACUAUUAGACAUGUUAAAAGGAAAAAUAAGCAAUCAUAGUGGAGAAUUGAAGGAGAAAAAAUAAAAGAGUACUUGUUAACUGUCCAUUAUUAGUUGCAUUUCUCAUAUUAAUUUAGAUACUGUUUGCUUCAGCCAGCCUUUUAAAAAAAAACACCUGUGAAAAGUGUAGUCCAGUUUUCCCCGUGAUUGCUUAUCUGGCCUUGACUGACCAAUAAGAUGAUGUUGCCCUGUUUGGGCCUCUGAGAUUCUGAUUAGCUUGGUGAUAUAUUGUCCAGAGACAGCAAUCUAUCUGUAUCUGUAUCUAUUAAUUCUGACAGUGUUACAGAUUUUACCUUUGUCAAAAAGCCUUAUUUCCAUUCUUUCUCAGAUAGGAAGUCUGACUAUACCUGCAGAUGAAGACAUUAUACUGCCAACAAUAUCCAAGACAUAGUAGACAAACUAAUAAUAAAUACUUAUUUAGAAAGAGUGCCAGGGUAUCUGCAAAAAAUAUGUCUGAUUAUCUGUGGAUUUUUUAUUUUACACAGUUUGACUCUGUAGCAUCUCAUCUUUUUUUUUUUUUUCUUUUCUGAAUGAAUUAUCUUAUCGUAUCUGGGGUAACUGUACACAUAAAUGUUUUUGGAUUCCUUGCUGCUAGAUUAUAAAAAUAUCCGCUGUUUACAAUAGUGUCUAGUGUAUAUUGUUCAUUAGCUUAUUUCCCAUGUGCACUUAUUUCGUAUAUUUUUUGUGGCUUUCCCCCUGGCUAGCAAUUUCAGCUUUUCUACAACAACUCAGUUAAAAGUACAAAGUGUCUGGCAUUCAUAGCUCUGUCUUUCUGGCUGUUGAACUACUGCUGUCUUCCCAGUCCUGGUGAAAGCAGUGGUGAGCUUGGCCAGCUGGUUUUGUGGUCUCGGCUUCCUAUCUAUGUUUAGCUGAGUAAUUGUUAUCAUCAUUUAGAACAGUAACCUCUUCAGAAAUUUCGGAUUUGAAACUACUUUUUGACUCCGUUAUCUAAUAAGGGGCCACUGAGGCUUUUUAAAAACUGUAUUUUGAACUUAUAAAAAGAUAGAACAUAUGAGUAAUGUUAUUCACAUAAAGAGACAAACCCACUAUCUUCUUGCAGAUUUGAAAAAAAAAAGGUGUCAAGAUUUUCCUUUUUUUCCCAUGCCAUUGGCCACCCCAUCUGCUUUUCAGGACAUUGGCUGGUAUGGAGGGCACCUGGCUGACUGAUGCAGAUCUUUGGCCAAUCAGUGAACUGUGAGGCCCACAGCUUAUCAGAGUAGGCCAUUUUCAAAUUCUUCUGAGCUGUAGUGUUAGAACUUAUGUUCCUAAAAGGUAAUAUCAUCUUCUAGACUAGUUUAAACAUUUUCUCUGUAUGGAAAAUGUAAUAACUUUAUACUAUAGAAGUCAUAAAGUCACUAUCACUUUAGUGCUAAGUAAUUGUGGAUUUUCUAUUUUUUAUCAUUUUCAAAUGUAUUUUAUGAAUAGGAAAUGUUUAUCUAUUCAUGUUUUCAAGCACCUAAAAUUAUUUUAAGUUUAUUAGGGCUUAUGAGAGAGAAUUUGAUUAUAUCUGAUCUUAGCUAAAAGUCCAAGAAGCAAUGAGAGAAUAAGAUCAAGACCUCAUUAAAGUGGUUUUCCUCCAACUCUCUGAAAUUGCUACCUCUUAUUCUAUAUCUUGUCAGUACUUUGACAGGUGUGUUUUCUCCUCAUUAACUAAAUCGCUUUAUCCCGUGCCUCAAAAAGAUCUUUACUUUUCCUGAAAUUAUUAAAUAAAUAAACAAAUAAAUGCAACCAACCAACCUUCUUUCAAAAAAGUAUUCAUUGGGCUUCAGGAGCUAGGUGUACAGCGCUGAAAAUGGCCAGCAUCUCAGCACACUCAGGAUCUAUUGGGCGGUGGUUGCGUAUUUGGGAUAUUGUAUAGUCAGAAGGAAAGCUCCGAAGGUACUAAUAGGAUUUCUUCCCAAUGUUUCUGAAGAGUUGUCAUUGUCAAUGAGUCGAAUUUGGAUUCCUUUUCUGUACCCCCUCACCCUACCAUGUUUUCUCCCUUAUAUUCUAAGAAUGUCAGUUUUAUUACUCAAAACACACACACACAACUUACCAGAUGGUGCUAUUCCAAUUAUGUUUGCUCACAUAAUUUGACAUUCUUAUUGCUCAUUUUAUAUAUAUACAUACAUAUAUAUAUAUAGUUAAUUUUGUUGGGAGCAAGAAGGUUUUUCAAGAGAAGAUAAUUUUGUAUUAGUGUAGGAAUAUUAUAUUAGACGUGUAGUUUAGCUGGCUGAUUAUGCUUAAGAUAUUUGUAAUUUUAAAUAUUGCAGGUUGACUAGCUACUGAGGCAUAAAAUUAGUAGAUAAUGUUGGAAAUCACUUUCUUAAAUUUAUAUUUUUGAUGAUUUUAGUCUGUAAGAUUUUCAUGUAUUGAACUGCAUGCUGCUUAAGAUUUGUCCAGUUCAGAUUUCCAAGCUUGCUAGUUGAUUUUCUGUGGUAGAAACAUGCUAUCCAGCAGUGUAUUGCUGAGUUGUUGUUCUUUGUUCUGAAUUAUGGACUCUUUUUGGACUAGGAAUUAUUCAAAUUUAUGGACUAAGAGAAUUAGGGAUAGGGAAAGGUUGGGUCAGGACAGUGGGAUUGUUCCGACAAGUAAGAAGGAGAAAAGUCAGUGUUUGAAUAUGGAGAUAGAAGAGGAUCAUGUGGAUUUCUUCUGAGCAUCAGUGGAGAGGGUAAAUUUAAACCACAUAAUAAAAAGGGUCUUUCAACCUAUCAGUUUGUAGUUUAAAUGACAGUUGCUCUGUAAUUUAUAGACUUUAUUAUAGCUUGCUUUUUUUUUUUUAAUCCAAAAAGGAAAAGCACUUAUCCUCUUAGGAUGUCUAAGAUGUUUUAUAGUAAUACUUUGUGUAAAAAAUUGCAUUUUGAAAUAUGGGUUGUUUUGCAUUAUUUUGUUGUGGUAAAGUCAUAUAAAAGUUACCAUCUGAACUAUUCCUAAGUGUCUAGUUUGGUAGUGGUAAGUACAUUUAUAUGGUGUGAAGCAUCUCCAGAACUUUAUCUUGUGAAACUGAAACUCCAUACCCAUUUAUAACUACACUCCCCCAUUAUCCUCAGUAGGAUAGAAUUUGAGCUAAAUGUAAAUCAAGAAACAGCCAAAUCACUUAGCAGUUUGUUUAUGUUUGCAAGAUCCAAAGUCAUGGCAAACAGCAGGUUCCUAAAAUUUGGGGGAAAGACAGCAUUUCUUACCCUCUGCUCAUAAUGAUAAC
Messenger RNA from Lepus europaeus (European hare), 6989 nucleotides. It is a transcript of the gene MIB1, whose product is annotated as MIB E3 ubiquitin protein ligase 1. Gene Ontology annotation, biological process: protein ubiquitination. The record is from RefSeq and is a predicted model, not a curated record. Gene Ontology annotation, molecular function: protein binding; ubiquitin-protein transferase activity; zinc ion binding. The transcript has 21 exons. The coding region runs from base 60 to 3080 and encodes 1006 amino acids. Gene Ontology annotation, cellular component: cytoplasm. Lineage: Eukaryota; Metazoa; Chordata; Mammalia; Lagomorpha; Leporidae.